UGCACUGACCAAUUGCAUGUCCGGAGUGGCGCGUGAGGGAGAGGGUGUUUCUGUGCGGCAGGGUGUUCUGAAAUUAGCUAAGAAUAGCCAAGGCUCGUUAAGUUUACUGUUAAAACGGCAACCAGGAGGGCGACGGAUCGUAGCAGAGUACAGAGGACGUAGAAUUUACCGAAUACAUGAGACGGUGUGUCCUCGUGUCGGAAAUUAUCACACAACAUUCGGGGAUUUACGUUUGCAACCAGACAAGUGGCUGCAGGUUGAAUCUGUCUCUCUGCCUUGCUGUGAGAGGAGCGACCAAGAUACAACAUUAAGGAGCGACCGCUGCAGCUGAAGAUGUCUGAUAAUGGGGAGGUCGAGGACAAGCCCCCAGCUCCGCCCAUGAGGAACACCAGCACCAUGAUUGGCUCUUGCAACAAGGACACCACACCCCUAAACCAUGGCUCCAAGCCUCUGCCGCCAAACCCAGAGGACAAGAAGAAGAAGGACCGCUCAAUCCGAUUCAUCCUGACUGGAGGAGGUGAUAAGACCUAUAAGAAGAAGGAGCGUCCAGAGAUUUCUCUGCCGUCUGAUUUUGAACACACCAUCCACGUCGGCUUUGAUGCAGUUACCGGGGAGUUUACAGGCAUGCCGGAGCAGUGGGCCCGGCUCCUGCAGACAUCCAACAUCACCAAGCUGGAGCAGAAGAAGAAUCCUCAGGCCGUCCUUGAUGUUCUGAAGUUCUACGACUCAAAAGAAACAUCCAACAGCCAGAAAUACAUGAGCUUCACAGAUAAAAGCACAGAUGCCUACAGCUCCUCCACCACAACGAGCGCCAAGACUGUGAUGGACACGCCCGCCAUAGCAACCGUAUCCGAGGAUGAGGACGAAGAUGAGGCUGAGCCGCCGCCGGUGAUUGCCCCCCGACCAGAACACACCAAAUCAAUAUACACUCGCUCUGUGAUCGAGCCCCUCCCUCCUCCUCCCACCAAGGAUGCCGCGACCUCCCCCAUCUCUGUGCCGACCGCUGCUGCCGCUGCUGUCACGCCCGCCCCUGCUGCAGAAGGAGCUCCAAGCAGCCCUCCCAGUGCAAGCCCCGCCCCUGGGCCUUCUCUGCCCCGCCCCCAGGACAAAGCCAGAAAGAAGAAGAUGUCAGACGAGGAGAUCCUGGAGAAACUACGGACAAUUGUAAGUGUUGGAGACCCCAAGAAGAAAUACACCCGCUUUGAGAAGAUCGGACAGGGGGCGUCUGGGACGGUGUACACAGCCAUAGACAUCGCUACAGGACAGGAGGUUGCCAUCAAACAGAUGAACCUGCAGCAGCAGCCGAAGAAAGAGCUGAUCAUCAAUGAGAUUCUGGUGAUGAGGGAAAACAAGAACCCCAACAUAGUCAACUACCUGGACAGUUACUUGGUGGGUGAUGAGCUGUGGGUGGUGAUGGAGUACCUGGCCGGAGGUUCUUUGACUGACGUCGUCACAGAAACCUGCAUGGAUGAAGCCCAAAUAGCUGCUGUAUGCAGAGAGUGUCUGCAGGCAUUGGAGUUCCUCCAUUCAAACCAGGUCAUCCAUCGGGACAUCAAGAGCGACAACAUCCUGCUGGGCAUGGACGGCUCUGUCAAACUCACUGACUUUGGCUUCUGCGCCCAGAUCACUCCAGAGCAGAGCAAACGCAGCACUAUGGUCGGGACUCCAUACUGGAUGGCUCCUGAGGUCGUGACCCGUAAAGCCUAUGGUCCCAAAGUGGACAUCUGGUCCCUGGGCAUCAUGGCUAUAGAGAUGGUAGAGGGGGAGCCGCCGUACCUGAAUGAAAAUCCACUCAGGGCGCUGUAUCUCAUCGCGACCAAUGGGACGCCGGAGUUGCAGAACCCGGAGAAGCUGUCAACGAUAUUCAGAGACUUCCUGAACCGAUGUCUGGAGAUGGAUGUGGAGAAGAGGGGGUCAGCUAAAGAACUACUGCAGCAUCAGUUUCUGAAGAUGGCGAAGCCUCUCUCCAGCCUGACUCCUCUCAUUGUGGCUGCCAAGGAAGCUGCCAAGAACAACCGCUAGCAAGCCUUGCACUUGUUAUUUGGUCUGUCGUUCCCUCUUUUUCCAUCAGCCAUCCCUUCCUCUUCUUUCCUCUUUUUCUUUGUUCUGGGGAAUAGGAGGACAGUGAUGGUGGCUGCUAGUUUCCAAAAUCAGUCUUUCUCUCUUUUUUCUUUUUGUUCUUUGUAACCAAUUGCUCCUCCACCCCGUGAACUUUGACCCCAGGCUUGAAACCCCCCCAAAAAAUGUGCAUGGGAAGAAAGAACGCUAGUUUCUUCCUCUAGUCUCCAACACUCAACUGGACACAGACAGGAAGAUGGGGGCAAACGCGAUAACAUUAUCUAGCGAGCUAUGAUCAAGUGAUGUCAUCGCUGACAUCAUAUCCCCCUCAGCUGGUACGAACAACCCUAUGUGGUAAAAAGAGUGUAUCAACAGAGCCCAAAGACUCAUGGGAUUUUUUUUUUUUUUUAAAUCAAUGUGUGUUUGUUUUUCUACCUUGUCUGUGAAAGCCGGACCACAACAGUCGACCAGCACCGUCUGCUGCUGCUGUGUGUGUGUUAGCUGUCAUUCAGUUAAUUUUAAAUUUUUCCCCUUUUUGUUUUAAAAAUCAGCUUUCGUGUGUGUGUGUUUGUCAUGGGGGGUGUUGGGAUAUUAAUUAAGCUGAUUGUAGCGUUACCUUCUGUAGUUUUUGACACAGAGGUGGUGAGGUGUGGUACUUCGUUGUGUGAGCUGUGAACGAGGAAAACGUGUUGUGCCCAGAGCUAUGAUGGACUGAGUUUGGACAUGAGAGGUUUUCACUGCAAAAACAUCCCUUUUUUACUUUGUGAUCUUUUUCGAGGAAAACCACGUACACAAGUGGCCCAGAUCUGAUCUGAAGUCAUCUCAUUUGGUUUGUUCACACUUCUGUGGAAACAUCAGGUCUGAGUUACUUGGAGGGGAACUUCAGCUGUGAUGUGGAUGUGGCGUCAGAGAGAUGAUGUGACUUUCAGGUUCUGUUCCUGAAGUAAGAAAACCACAUUCCAAAUCCUGUCUACAUUUAAAACCACACUAACCAACCACAGGGCCUGAGCCUUUCUCAACUAUAUGUCACACGGGUCACUUCCUUUGUUUAGAUAAGGACAGUAGGUUUUGGAAAAACAGCCUAAUAUUGUUACAGCGAGCCGUGUGUUGAGUUGUUUUGGACCCAGUAACAAUGCAGAUUCGAACCCAGGCUAGACAAGAAAAACGUCUUUAAUGCUCCACAACAAACAAACAAACAAACAA
Messenger RNA from Monopterus albus (swamp eel), 3261 nucleotides. RefSeq names its product p21 protein (Cdc42/Rac)-activated kinase 1 (gene pak1). Bases 334 to 2022 code for a protein of 562 amino acids. Gene Ontology annotation, biological process: protein phosphorylation. NCBI's taxonomy places the organism in Eukaryota, Metazoa, Chordata, Actinopteri, Synbranchiformes, Synbranchidae. The transcript is spliced from 16 exons. Gene Ontology annotation, molecular function: ATP binding; protein serine/threonine kinase activity. The record is from RefSeq and is a predicted model, not a curated record.